This is a messenger RNA of Trypanosoma theileri, 438 nucleotides long. RefSeq lists its product as uncharacterized. The record is from RefSeq and is a predicted model, not a curated record. The coding region runs from base 1 to 438 and encodes 145 amino acids. The transcript has a single exon. NCBI's taxonomy places the organism in Eukaryota, Euglenozoa, Kinetoplastea, Trypanosomatida, Trypanosomatidae.
AUGAACGAUAUUUAUGCUAGACGACUCGCACAGGGUACAAUGUUCCAUCAGUUGAUGCGGUGCCAUGGGACGUUAUGGGCUGCAACACAGGUAACCAAAGAAAAAUUAGAUUAUAAUUUUAUUCGUGAGGAGUUUAUGCGAGUUAAUGGUCGUCGCUCUAUGCCGUUACUUAUUGGAGCAGCAGCUGAUGAAAACCUUCAUCAACUUCACUUAACACACUUGACGGAACACUGUGCUUGGAGUGAGAGUGCAAGAGCAUGCGCUGUUCAAGAACAGACUCCAUUCUCAAAGCACAUUGCGGCUAUGGGUAGAAUGUCUGAGACAAUUCAACAGGCAAAAACAGCAUCUACUGUUCAAAACCUUUUGCAAGAACAGUUGGCCCAUAUUGAUGGUAUUAGCACAUUUGAAGAAGAACCUAUUCUUGAAGAGAAAGAAUAA